AGGAUCGUGCCGGCUGUUUUUCAUGGAGAAAGUCCAGGGAGAAAUGGAGAUUGAGAGAUGGGAAAGAAGUGAAGAGAUUUCAGACGCAGAAAAAAAGGUUAUUCAAGAGACAUGGAGCAGAGUAUAUGCAAACUGCGAGGACGUUGGGGUCUCCAUACUCAUCAGGUUUUUUGUCAACUUCCCGUCGGCAAAGCAGUACUUCAGCCAGUUCAAGCACAUGGAGGACCCGCUGGAGAUGGAGAGGAGCUUGCAACUGCGUAAGCACGCUCGGCGGGUCAUGGGUGCCAUUAACACUGUGGUGGAGAACCUCAACGACUCCGAAAAGGUCUCCUCUGUUCUGGCCCUGGUGGGCAAGGCCCACGCCCUCAAGCACAAAGUGGAGCCCAUCUACUUUAAGAAACUCACUGGUGUCAUGCUGGAGGUCAUUGCUGAGGAAUACGCCAACGACUUCACCCCGGAGGCACACGGCGCUUGGACCAAGAUGAAGACCCUCAUCUACACCCACGUGACGGCGGCGUACAAGGAGGUGGGCUGGGCGCAGUACCCCACCGCCACCCUGUGAGCGGCCAGCGGGGCCGGGCGAGGGGCAGGGAGGGCUUCGCUCCCCCCAGGACUUCACUCUGGUAUCUUCUCAAGAUCUUCGCUCAGUCUGGGGAGCCCGGUAGGGCCAGCUCUGUUAGCUGCCAAGUCACAAUUUGAUCUCCAUGGGGUUUAAAAACAAAGUAAAUAAGC
Molecule: messenger RNA, 732 nt
Organism: Nipponia nippon (crested ibis)
Lineage: Eukaryota; Metazoa; Chordata; Aves; Pelecaniformes; Threskiornithidae
Gene: CYGB
Product: cytoglobin
Biological process (GO): oxygen transport
Molecular function (GO): oxidoreductase activity; oxygen binding; iron ion binding
Source: RefSeq, a predicted model, not a curated record